UAGUGUUGGGUUCAAAGUGACCACUGACCAGGGAAUUUGCAACCCUGAAAGGCCAGUGAAUACACCAAUAAUGGCAAAAUCUAGAGUGAACUUGAAAGCUUCAAACAAUUAUAACUCUCAAAUAGAUGAAACUAUGACAAAGAAUGAUGAAAACACCAGUUUUGAAAUGGAAGAAACAAAUGUGGAAAGCACAGCAAAUAUGACAAAUGAGACAUAUUGCUGCACCCAUGAUGUUAGUGCUAAGGACAGAAGUACAAUAGAGGAUAAAACUGGCACUAGAGGCAACAAAAGCAAUGUUGAGAAGCUGGAGAAAGCGAUGGAAUCGAUCCAUUCUGAAGAUACAACUCUGUUGGCCCACCCAGACCUUGUUCAGGAAGAAAUCAUCACAAAGGACGAAAAUAACACUAAUGAUGAAGAAAUCAAUCAUGAAACCUAUCAAGACUUUCUUCAAAAUGCAAUAAUCACAGAGGAUGAGCUUAGUGCCUGUUCUGAAGAUGAAAUAGAAAAUGGCACAGAUUAUUUCUACAGAGCAGAAGACAACACAAGCCAAACAAAUUGUAAUCUUGAUCCAACUUUGUACUUCUGCAGGUUUUCAAACUCCUUCAAUAACUGCUGGAUGAAUGCCACAAUGCAGAGUAUUCUCAACCUGAAUAUUUUCAGAAGGUUUGUGGCUCACUAUCCUGAAGCAGUUUUUGGAGCUUUGUCAGGAACACCAUUGUUUGCCAGCCUUUUCCUCACAGCUAUGCAACAUCCAGGAAAAUAUUUUUCUCCAGGAGAAAUCUACAAAGUUCAGAUCGAAAUAAGUAAAAGAAUAGAGUCAGUAGGUUUGGCACAAGAGGACGACCUAACAAACUUUUUGUCAGCUCUUUUAGUCUGGCUUAAUCCAUGUGGCAUGAGUACAAGUUGCAUGCUGUAUACAGCUAUUGCUUGUGAAAGAUGUCAGGAAGCUUUACUUGACAUCAGAGAACUCGGUCCAAUACUUUACCUCCCGCCUCCACUACCUUACGACAGCAUCACAUCUCUCCUUAACCGGUGGGUUUCUGAGACCUAUGCAGAAUGUUGUGAUGUCUGCUUCUCCAUUUUAAAGAGAAAAGAUAUCCUCAAUCACACUGAUGUGAUAGCCCUGCAUCUGCCACGGUCAUACAACCAGGUUGAUUUGAAAUAUCCUGUGACUCCUAGUCUAACUAUUGACAUUCCUGUUAAAACUGGAACCCAGUUAUACCGUCUAUCCUCUGUCAUUUGCCGCCAAACACUGACUCCUUAUAUGGACCACUUUUACACAUAUCUGAUGUGUGGACAGCUGGUUUUUAAGGCUGAGGACGAUCAGGUAACAAUUUCAAAUACAACCUCUGUGGCCGACAUUUGCUAUAACGGAUUUAUCUAUGUCUAUGAGAAGUGCACAGAAGGACAAGACAAUUUUAGUGUUGGGUUUAAAGUAACCAUUGACAAUCAUGAAGUCCAUCAAGACCAUCUUCAAUAUGCUAUGAUCACAGAAGAUGAACUCAGCAUCGGUUUUGAAAAUGAAAUACAAAAUGGCUCUUAUUAUUUUCACAUAGCAGAAGACAACACAAGUCAAAGAAAUUGUAAUAUUGAUCCAACCAUCUACAUUUGCAAGUUUUCCAACUCCUUCAAUAACAGUUGGAUGAAUGCCACGAUGCAGAGUAUUUUGAACCUUAGUGUUGCCAGAAAGUCUGUGGCUAAGUGUCCCUCCAAGGUCUUUGGAGCUUUAUCAGCAACUCCAAUCUGUGCUAGCCUUCUCCUAACAGCCAUGCACCAUCCAGGAAAAUAUUUCCCCCCGGAAGAAAUCUACCAAGUCCUGAUGGAAAUCAGUGAAAGCAUGCCAUUACUAGGCCUGACACAGCAAAACUAUAUAGCAACAUUUUUGCGGGCUAUUUUGCGCUGGUUAAACCCAUGCGGCAUUAAUUCAGCUUGCAUACUAAACAACAUCAUCACUUGUGAACGAUGUAAGUUGGCUACACCAGUCUUGUCAGAGAGACAGUGCUUUUAAUCAAAGCCUACACCUCUUCAACAGGGAUAAGGUUGGCACCAUUCAAUAAGCAGAAUGUUUGCCUUCCUUAUCCAUUCCAAAGUCAGUUCUCAUGUCCAUUUUGGAUUAAUGUCCGGCUGGAAAGCCCAGUCGUGUCUGAAUUUCAACGAUGUAACAAAAGGGAAGCACAGUGGUGGUAGCAUCAUGCUUGGCGUGUGUUUACCUGUCAGUGCUACAGGUGAAAUAAACAAAGUGAGUGGAAUACAGAUGAAUGACUAUUUACCACAAGCCAUCUAGAACAGUGUAUUUUAAUUUUGCAAAUCUGCAGAGUGUAUUACAUAAAUUACUUUUCAGUCCAACAUUGAAAUAUGAUGCAUUUGAGUCAGAAAGUGUAUGAGCUUCUUAAAGCCAAUUUUAAGACGUCAAAGUAUGAAAU
Gambusia affinis (western mosquitofish) is the source of this 2423-nucleotide messenger RNA. RefSeq lists its product as uncharacterized. The transcript has 2 exons. Gene Ontology annotation, molecular function: cysteine-type deubiquitinase activity. Lineage: Eukaryota; Metazoa; Chordata; Actinopteri; Cyprinodontiformes; Poeciliidae. The record is from RefSeq and is a predicted model, not a curated record. The coding region runs from base 71 to 2008 and encodes 645 amino acids. Gene Ontology annotation, biological process: protein deubiquitination.